AUGGGAUGCAUUCGGAGCAAACCGAUUCAUCGUCUGGAUGAAAUCGAGGAUGAGUACGUCUUCGAUAGCCUCGAUGAAUCUCAGUCUACUGGAUGCCAACUGAGCAUCGUCGAAAGUAAAUCCAAUGAGAACUCCUCUGACGUCAGGAGCCUUCCAGAGGAGAUGGAUAUUGAAAAUGAUUAUCAUGUUGCGAUCACCCAACGGAUCGUUUCCACCUCAAACGACAACGAGGAGAAAUCUUCUGAUGAUGUUAUGACAGAGAGAGUAAAACUCAUCAAGGACAUUGCCGAUCUUCAGAUGGCUGAUUUAAGAAUGGCAAGGGAAAGGUUUCACAGAACCAUUAUCCAAAGAGAUGCCAGGAAAGUAGUUGCGUUACUGAAGAGGCAGCCAUUCACUGAAGACACACAGAUUGAUGGGGAGAACGAAUCUUCUGCAAAGAAAGUUGCAAUGUGGCAAUUGGAAGAGGAGAAGGAGCAGAAGAAAGAGGAGGAGGAGACUGAGGAGGAGGGGAAGAAGGAGACUAAGGAAGAGGGGAAUGAGCAAGAGGAGGAGGAAGGGAAGAGCCUUUCCGAAGACACAGCUGUACCCGAAUUUAGAUAUUUUCAGGAUAUCGUCGCCUCUCAGAUGGAAGAACUGAGAGGUGCUCGGGAGAGACUUCAUCGAUGCGUUAUUAUGAGAAACGCUAUGAAAGUGGUGGAUGAACUGAGGAGACAGUCUACGAGUGAUGCGGAGGAGGAGAAGAAAGAAGAUGAAGAGGAGAUGGAGGAUAAGAACGAAGGAAAGGAAGAGGAGUCUGACAAGGAAGACAAGGAUGACGAGGACGAGGAAGGCGAGAGGGAGGGUGAUAAUAAUGACGACAAGGACGAGAGGGAUGCAAACAAUGGAGACAAUGAUGACGGGGAGCCUCAAGAUGAGGAAAAGGAGGAUAACGAGGGAAAGGAAGAGGAGUCUGACAAGAAAGAUAAGGAUGAGGAGGAUGACGAGGACGAGGAAGGCGAGAGGGAGGAUGACAAUAAUGUUGACGACAAGGACGAGAAGGAUGCAAACAAUGGAGACAAUGAUGACGGAGAGCCUCAAGAUGAGGAAAAGGAGGAUAACGAGGGAAAGGAAGAGGAGUCUGACAAGAAAGAUAAGGAUGAGGAGGAUGACGAGGACGAGGAAGGCGAGAGGGAGGAUGACAAUAAUGUUGACGACAAGGACGAGAAGGAUGCAAACAAUGGAGACAAUGAUGACGGAGAGCCUCAAGAUGAGGAAAAUGAGGAUGAAGAGGAAAAGGAAGAGGAGUCUGACAAGGAAGAUAAAGAUGAGGAGGAUGACGAGGACAAGGAAAACAAGGAGGAUGACAAUGAAGAUGACGAAGGAAAGGAAGAGGAGUCUGACAAGGAGAAUGAGGAUCAGGAGGAUGACGAGGAUAAGGAAAGCAAGGAGGACAAUGAAGAUGACGAAGAAAAGGAAGAGGAGUCUGACAAGGAGAAUGAUGACGAGGAGGAUGAGGGUGACGAGGACGAGGAAAACGAGGAGGAUGACAAUGAAGACGACGAAGGAAAGGAAGAGGAGUCUGACAAGGAGGAUCAGGAGGAUGACGAGGACGAGGAAAGCAAGGAGGAGGAUGACAAUGAAGAUGGUGACGAUGGUGACGAGAAGGAUACAAACAAAGGCGAAAAUGAUGACGGGGAUCCUCGAAAUAAGGAAAAGGAUGAUGACAAGGGGGAGGAAGAGAAGAAGGAAGAGGAGAAUGAAGAGGAGGAUGGAGGGAGCGAUGGAGAGGUGGACGGGGAAGACGAGAAGGGGCUUGAACAGCAGGGGCAGUCUCAUGAUGAAGAAAGAGUUGUUCCCGAUUUCAGCCAUUUUCAGAACAUUGUCCAGGCUGAGAUAGAAGAACUGAGAGCUGCCACAGAGAGAAUACACAGGUGCGUUGUAAGAAGAGACGCAUGUCGAGUAGUGGAGGAACUGAGGGGACUCUCCCUCAGUGAUAAGGACGACGAUGGGGAGGAGGAGAAAGAUACGGACAAAGGACAUGGACAGUAUAAAGGAGAGGAAGAAGAGGAGGAGGAGGAGAUGGACGCCAUCGAAUAG
Lytechinus variegatus (green sea urchin) is the source of this 2076-nucleotide messenger RNA. Its product is annotated as glutamic acid-rich protein-like. Lineage: Eukaryota; Metazoa; Echinodermata; Echinoidea; Temnopleuroida; Toxopneustidae. The record is from RefSeq and is a predicted model, not a curated record. The transcript is spliced from 5 exons. The coding region runs from base 1 to 2076 and encodes 691 amino acids.